Volvox carteri f. nagariensis is the source of this 1050-nucleotide messenger RNA. RefSeq lists its product as uncharacterized. The transcript has 6 exons. The record is from RefSeq and is a predicted model, not a curated record. Gene Ontology annotation, molecular function: hydrolase activity. Lineage: Eukaryota; Viridiplantae; Chlorophyta; Chlorophyceae; Chlamydomonadales; Volvocaceae. The annotation marks the transcript as partial.
CGGCGACCUGUGGUAAUUUUUAUGCACGCGACCGGCGAGACCAUGGACGUGGUGCGUCCUAAGCAAGAGCUUUACGCGCGGAUGGGUUACUUCACGGCAGCCAUUGACGCCCGCUACCACGGCCAGCGCGCGGCCCUACCCGACAAAGUUACGGCCCGGAACGUGUACGAGCUGGCGCUGGCGGCGGCGUGGCGGGGCUCGGGCGAGCAACCGCUGUUCUUGGAUACGGUGUGGGAUCUGGUGCUGCUACUGGACGUAUUGGCGAUGCGACCGGAAGUGGACAUGACUCGCGUAGGCGUUACGGGCUUCAGCAUGGGCGGUACCAUCACGUGGCUGUUGGCAGUGAUCGACCCACGGGUCGCAGUGGCGGCGCCGAGUUCGGGUGUACAGGGCUUUUGCUGGGCUGUGGAUAACGAGCAGUACCAUGCACGUGUGGGCCGUUACCCUCUGGUGUUCGAGAUCGCCGCGAGCGACCUUCGGGGUACCAAAACGGCCGAGGUUGACGGCGAGGUCGUGACGGCGGUCUGGAACAAGCUGCUACCUGGCAUCAUGUCAGUCUACGACGCACACAUGUCCCUGUGCACCAUCGCGCCCCGGCCGCUGCUGCUGACGACGGGCGAGCUGGACCCGUCGUGCCCUCUGCCGGGCGUUGCCCUAGCGGCCGACAGCGCGCGGGCCGUGUACCUGGACUGGGCUAAGGAGCAGCGUCGACUGCAGCUGGAGGCGGAGGCGGAGGCUGCCGCAGCGGCCGCGGCCGCGGCAGUGGAGGCCGCGAUGGCGGCAGCCGCCGCCGAAGCGGCAGCAGCAGCGGCAGCGCAAGUAGAGGCCGCGGCGGCGGCAGCAGCCGCGGCAGCGGAAAUGGCGGCGGCAGCAGCCGUCGAAGCUGCCGCGGCCGCGGAAAUGCAGGCAGAGUUCGCUGCGGCUGUGGCAGCUGCCGAAGCGGCCGCAGAGCCCGCGGCGGAGGCGUCAUCGGGAUGUGUCCUGGGUGAUGUGGCGCCAGGGGGGGGUCCCUCCUCCUCCUCGAUGCGGAGUACCCCGCGGGCGACUCUG